UUCCACUCACCACACUUCAUACUUGUAUACUUCCAAUUUUUCUAAGUGGUGUGGUAGUUUUCUGGGUGUAGCAACGAUUGGUUCAAAUAAUUAAUCAUGAGUGUUACUAAAGCGUAGAGUAUAUAAAUUGAUAACAUACCUCUUCGGGUGAGAGAGAGAGAGAGAGAGAGAGAGUUGAGAAUGGAGAUGGCUGUAGAUGAUGACGGCCGAAGCAGAACAGGGACUGUAUGGACGGCGACAACACAUGCGAUCACAGCGGUUAUUGGAUCGGGUGUACUGGCAUUGCCGUGGAGUGUAGCUCAAAUGGGGUGGAUCAUCGGUCCCCUCUUCCUAAUUGCAUGCGCCUACAUCACUUAUUACACUGCCAUCUUACUCUGCGACUGUUACAGAACUCCUGACCCUGUUAAGGGGAGGAGGAACUACACUUACAUGGAUGUCAUCAGAUCAUGCCUAGGUCCUAGAGACGUCCUAGUAUGUGCAAUUGCGCAGUAUGCAAUGCUCUGGGGGGCUAUGAUUGGAUAUGUGAUCGUCGCCUCGACGAGUAUGAUGUCUGUAGACCGUUCAAACUGUUUCCAUUACAAGGGACAUGACGCACACUGCAGGGCCUCAGGAAACCUGUACAUGAUCAUAUUUGGUUUGGUCGAAAUUGUACUCUCGCAAUUUCCAAAUCUUGAGAAAAUAACGCUGAUAUCGGUCAUUGCUGCUAUAAUGUCAUGCGUCUACUCAAUUGUUGCUUUAGCUUUGAGCAUCGGAAAGUUUGCUUCUCAUCACUCGGUUGAAGGAUCUCUCAUAGGAGUUAAGGUUGAAGGUGCCAACGGAGUUCCUGCAACAACAAAAGUUUGGCAUUCUUUCCAAGCUCUUGGGAACAUAGCUUUUGCUUAUACUUACGCUAUGCUUCUUAUUGAGAUCCAGGAUACAUUGAAAUCACCACCACCUGAGAACCAAACAAUGAAGAAAGCGAGCCUUUAUGCGAUAGGGAUCACAGCGAUCUUCUACAUCUCGCUAGGUUGUUUUGGAUAUGCAGCCUUUGGAAAUGAUGCACCAGGGAACAUUCUGACAGGAUUUUAUGAACCAUUUUGGCUGGUGGACAUAGCUAAUGUCGCAGUUCUUGUACAUCUCGUUGGUGCUUUUCAGGUUUAUGCACAACCUAUUUAUGCUAAGUACGAGGAAUAUCUAUCCAAGAAAUGGCCAAACUCUGCUUUCUUCCACAAGACCUACACCCUUCCUCUCACGAAAUCCCACUCCUUUCGCUUCACUCUCUGCAUGCUCCUCCUUCGAACACUCUUGGUGAUCUUCACCACUCUCAUCGCCAUGCUUCUCCCUUUCUUCAAUGCAAUCCUCGGUUUGCUUGGCUCUAUUGCCUUUUGGCCUUUGACAGUAUAUUUUCCUGUGACGAUGUAUAUAGCGCAGGCUCAGAUUAAGACUGGAGAUAGAAAAUGGAUUGUGCUUCAAGCAUUGAGUGUGGUUUCGUUGAUUGUGUCGGUUCUUGCAGCGGUUGGUUCGGUUGCGGAUAUUGGAGACAGACUCAAGCAUGUAAAACUGCUUAAAGCUGAACUUUGAUGUUGUUGAUGUUCGGAAACUGGUUUGAAUUGGUCCGUGCAAUGCGUAAGUGGUGAUUAUUAUUUGUGGAAAGUGUGCUGUUUGAUACGUUGGAAUCGUGAAAGCAACAAGUGUUGCAUGUAAAAAAUAUUGCAAACAACGGUUAAUUUCAGCUUAAGCUGUAAAAUAUCUCUACUGUUAGAUUUUUUGGCAAAUACAAACGCACAUGAUUUCUGAAAA
Asparagus officinalis (garden asparagus) is the source of this 1779-nucleotide messenger RNA. RefSeq names its product amino acid permease 8-like. Bases 181 to 1560 code for a protein of 459 amino acids. NCBI's taxonomy places the organism in Eukaryota, Viridiplantae, Streptophyta, Magnoliopsida, Asparagales, Asparagaceae. The transcript is spliced from 6 exons. Gene Ontology annotation, cellular component: plasma membrane. The record is from RefSeq and is a predicted model, not a curated record.